AUGGAUGUCUCCAAAGCAGAGAGCAAUGAAGCAAAGUACUUGGUGGACGUUGUCGGUCACGUCCAUAUAAAAGAACUGCCCAAGCCUGAAUCAGAGAUAAUCAACGGUGUUAACGAGGAAAUUCAGCGGCUUGAAGACCAAUCUGGCCAAGGUUCGUCACUGUUCGCCAAAGGUGGCCCGAGGUGUGAGAAGUUUAUUGGAUGUGGUAUUGAUAUAGUCUCUAUUGUCAAAUUAUAUAUUCGAUACGAAACCUUCGUCCACCAGGGGCCGCGAGAUGUGAUCAUUAAGCACCCGGAACAGGGACGAGUACACAUGAAAAAUGUCCAAGCUAUCGGCAUAUUCAAAGUUGCGCCAAACUCUGGCCCAGUCACAUUUCAUCUUUCCCGUCCCGGACAAAAGAUCUCAGCUACUAUACCAGCGAAAACCAUCGAACUCCAUGAAGAUGAACUACUCAUUGUUUUGGGCUCUGUGACUGUGGUCAUCGACUUUGUUGAUGUUAUGAAACUGGUCUGGGAUGGCUAUUCGGCUUUGCCUAUGGGAAAAGACAUUCAGAAUACGGAUGUGCUUGAAUUUACAAAGCUUUGA
Molecule: messenger RNA, 585 nt
Organism: Talaromyces rugulosus
Lineage: Eukaryota; Fungi; Ascomycota; Eurotiomycetes; Eurotiales; Trichocomaceae
Exons: 2
Coding region: 1-585 (194 amino acids)
Source: RefSeq, a predicted model, not a curated record